CCCCUGGUUUUAUCCAAGCUACGGAUGUAACUUAUCCGCUGGAGCCGGAGUCACUUAUCGGAAUUCAGGGUUUUAAGCCUUUCCAUUCAGCAGCCGUUGUGUUUUCCCAACUGCGCUCGGUUGCGGUGCAAACGAGCUCAGUGACAACGCAGCGCGCCGGAGUUCACACACUCGUCUGUCCCGCUUUUACUGAGCUGCAUCUCUGUCUGACUGCGCUUCCGCCAUGUUGAACCGAGUCAAGUUGUGAGUGACUGCUGGGACCGAAGUGACAAGCCCUAGAAAUCGGACUAGACAGAGUUAGGGGGGCUGUUACCGCGCCGGUGACGCAGGAAAAACACCCAGAAGCAGAGGGAAAAACCGUAGGAAUUAGACCUUUCUGGUAACAGCUUUGUGUCCUGCGAAACUGUCACGGAUAUAGGCCACGUUUAUGUAAUAUACGACGACACCAGCGUUGAAGGCUGGACGGAGCCCGUGGAUAGAGGGGGAAGUCAUAUCAAAUUCCUGCUCACCCAGCUACAUUCCCUGAAGCCAAGCUAGCGCUAGCUACCCGCAGAUUGUCCUCGGCACUGUCUACAGACAGAGGAGGAACAUUUCCUUUUAACCUGGUUAUGCAAUGGUCUCAGCGGCACAUCCAGAUCUCCAGGUGCUUGUGUCCCUCUCUCUUGUGUUCGGGCUCUCUUCCCUCUGCUCUACAGCUGAGGUGGCUGUGAUUUCCCUCCUGGCCAGCGCUCCCUAAGAGGCCAAGAUUGCCAAGAUCUGCCCUGUGGCGAGCAUGACGGCCACCACUCGUGGCUCUCCGGUGGGGGGCAAUGACAGUCAGGGCCAGGGCCAGGCACCUGACGCUCAAAGCCAACCCCCACUGCCACAGAACCAGACGUCAUCUCCUAACUCAUCUAAUGAGAACUCUCCAGUGAGCCCACCAGAUGAGCAGGGUCAGGAGGAUGGGCCCCCUCAGCUGGAAGAGGAGGAGCCUGCUUUCCCUCACACUGACCUAGCAAAGCUGGAUGACAUGAUCAACAGGCCUCGUUGGGUUGUUCCAGUUUUGCCAAAAGGAGAGUUGGAAGUCCUCUUGGAAGCUGCUAUAGACCUGAGUAAAAAAGGACUGGAUGUGAAGUGUGAGGCAUGUCAGAGGUUUUUCCGAGAUGGUCUGACCAUCUCUUUCACAAAGAUCCUGACAGACGAGGCAGUCAGUGGCUGGAAAUUUGAGAUUCAUAGGUGUAUUAUCAAUAACACACACCGAUUGGUGGAGUUGUGUGUGGCCAAGCUCUCUCAGGACUGGUUCCCUCUACUAGAGCUUCUGGCCAUGGCCGCCAACCCUCACUGCAAGUUCCACAUCUAUAAUGGCACACGGCCCUCUGAGACGGUCCCCGCUGGAGCACAGCUGGCUGACGACGAGCUCUUUGCCCGACCACCAGACCCACGAUCUCCCAAGGGAUGGUUGGUGGACCUAAUAAACAAAUUUGGCACGUUAAACGGGUUUCAAAUGUUGCACGAUCGCUUCAUGAGCGGCCAAGCACUGAACGUCCAGAUCAUCGCUGCACUUAUCAAGCCUUUUGGCCAGUGUUAUGAGUUCCUCACAUUGCACACGGUAAAGAAGUACUUCCUUCCAGUCAUCGAGAUGGUUCCUCAGUUUCUAGAGAAUCUAACAGAUGAGGAGCUGAAGAAAGAGGCAAAGAAUGAAGCCAAAAACGACGCACUGUCCAUGAUAAUCAAGUCUCUGAAGAAUCUGGCUUCUCGUGUACCGGGGCAGGAGGAGACCGUGAAGAAUUUAGAGAUUUUUAGGUUAAAAAUGAUUCUUAGGUUAUUGCAAAUUUCUUCUUUUAAUGGCAAAAUGAAUGCACUAAAUGAAGUUAACAAGGUGAUCUCCAGUGUGUCCUACUACACUCAUCGGCAUAACCCUGAGGAGGAGGAGUGGCUGACUGCAGAGCGCAUGGCGGAGUGGAUCCAGCAGAACCACAUCCUGUCCAUUGUGCUCAGGGACAGUUUGCACCAGCCGCAGUAUGUCGAGAAACUGGAGAAGAUCCUUCGCUUCGUUAUCAAAGAGAAAGCUCUUACAAUGCAGGAUCUGGAUAAUAUCUGGGCUGCACAGGCUGGUAAGCAUGAGGCUAUUGUGAAGAAUGUCCAUGACCUCCUGGCCAAGCUGGCAUGGGACUUCUCACCUGAGCAGCUCGAUCACCUCUUUGACUGUUUCAAGGCAAGCUGGACCAAUGCCAGCAAGAAGCAGCGUGAAAAGCUGCUGGAACUUAUCCGGCGCUUGGCUGAGGAUGAUAAGGAUGGUGUGAUGGCCCACAAGGUCCUCAACCUGCUGUGGAACCUGGCACACAGCGAUGAUGUGCCUGUAGACAUCAUGGACCAGGCUCUUAGUGCUCACAUCAAGAUAUUGGAUUACAGUUGCUCACAGGACAGAGACACACAGAAAAUCCAAUGGAUAGAUCGCUUCAUAGAGGAACUACGGACCAACGAUAAGUGGGUGAUCCCUGCCCUGAAGCAAAUCAGAGAAAUCUGUAGCCUCUUUGGUGAAGCUCCUCAAAACCUUAGAAAGAAAAUGCCAAUUAACAUACAAACGAACUUAGUGGGUCAAACCCAGAGAAGUCCUCAUGUGUUCUACCGACAUGACCUGAUCAACCAGCUGCAGCACAACCACGCUCUGGUGACCCUAGUGGCUGAGAAUCUCUCAGCCUACAUGGAGACCAUGAGGCAGUUCUCCAAAGAAGAGCAAGCUGAGUUUGACCCCCAGACUGUCAGGCCAGGAAGCCGCUACAGCCAUGUCCAGGAAGUACAGGAGCGGCUCAACUUCCUGAGGUUCUUGCUAAAGGAUGGCCAGUUGUGGCUAUGUGCCCCUCAGGCCAAGCAGAUCUGGAAGUGUCUGGCUGAGAAUGCAGUGUUCCUUUGUGACCGUGAGGCCUGCUUCAAAUGGUACUCCAAGCUGAUGGGUGAUGAGCCAGACCUGGACCCGGACAUCAAUAAGGACUUCUUUGAGAACAACGUCCUGCAGUUGGACCCGUCUCUGCUGACGGAGAAUGGCAUGAAGUGUUUUGAGAGGUUCUUCAAGGCUGUCAACUGCAGGGAGGGCAAGCUGGUAGCAAAGCGCAGGGCCUACAUGAUGGAUGACCUGGAACUAAUAGGCUUGGACUACCUCUGGAGGGUGGUGAUUCAAGGAAGCGAUGAUAUCGCUAGCCGAGCAAUAGACCUGCUGAAAGAGAUUUAUACCAACCUCGGACCAAAACUACAAGUUAAUCAGGUUGAAAUUCAUGAGGAUUUCAUUCAGUCAUGUUUUGACCGUCUGAAGGCCUCCUACGACACCCUGUGUGUGUUGGACGGAGACAAAGACAGCAUCAAUUGUGCCCGUCAGGAAGCCAUCCGCAUGGUGCGAGUUCUUACUGUGCUCAAAGAGUACAUCAAUGAGUGCGACAGUGACUACCACGAGGAGAGGACUAUACUGCCCAUGUCCAGAGCUUUCCGUGGGAAGCAUAUCACGUUGAUCGUGCGUUUUCCCAACCAGGGGCGUCAGGUAGAUGACCUGGAUAUCUGGUCACACACCAAUGACACAAUUGGCUCAGUUCGCCGUGGCAUCCUGACUCGGAUCAAGGCAAACGCUGCACAUACCAAGAUAGAGCUCUUUAUUGGAGGCGAGGUGGUCGAUCCGGCUGAUGACAGGAAGUUAAUUGGACAGCUCAACUUGAAGGACAAAACGUUGAUCACGGCCAAGCUGACCCAGGUGAGUGCCAACAUGCCUUCAAGCCCAGACAGCUCCUCUGACUCAUCCACUGGCUCUCCUGGUAACCACGGCAACCACUACAGCGAUGGGCCCAACCCUGAGGUGGAGAGCUGUCUUCCUGGUGUGAUUAUGUCGCUGCAUCUGCGCUACAUCUCCUUCCUGUGGCAGGUGGCUGACCUGGGCUGCAACCUCAAAAUGCCUCUGCUUAGAGAUGGCGCUCGAGUUCUCAUGAAACUCAUGCCGCCAGAUAACACAACAGUGGAGAAUCUGAGAGCUGUGUGUCUGGACCACGCCAAACUUGGUGAGAACAGCCUCAGUCCCUCACUGGACUCCCGCUUCUUCGGCCCCUCCCCCUCACAAGUGCUCUACCUCAUUGAGGUUGUGUAUGCUUUACUGAUGCCAGCCAGUGCCACUCUCGGCGAGGAUGCCAGUGACUUCCAGUACAACUUCUUGAAGAGUGGCGGGCUACCCCUGGUGUUGAGCAUGCUCACCAGGAACAACUUUCUACCAGCAGCAGAUAUGGAGACGAGGCGUGGGGCGUACCUCAACGCGCUAAAGAUUGCCAAGCUCCUCCUGACCUCUGUGGGCUUUGGUCAUGUGAAGGCUGUGGCUGAGGCCUGCCAGCCCAAUGCUGAGGGAAAUAUUCCUGUCUCUCCGAUAAACCAGGCCACUCAUGACCAGGCGCUGGUCCUCCAGAGUGCCCUGCAGAACAUCCCCAACCCUGCAUCAGAAUGCAUGCUGCGCAAUGUAGCCAUCCGCCUGGCCCAGCAGAUUUCUGAUGAGAAUUUCUUCCAGGCAUCGAAGUACAUCCCAGACAUUUGUGUGAUCCGAGCAGUACAGAAAAUUGUGUGGGCUUCAGGCUGUGGUACGGUGCAGCUCGUCUUCAGCUCCAAUGAAGAAAUCAGCAAAAUAUACGAGAAGACAAAUGCAGCUAAGGAGCCAGAUGGGGAAGAUGAGCAGGUGUGCUGCGAGGCCCUGGAAGUGAUGACACUGUGUUUUGCCCUCAUGCCCACGGCUCUGGACACACUCAGUAAGGAGAAGGCUUGGCAGACCUUCAUCAUAGACCUGCUGCUGCACUGCCACAGCAAAUCUGUUCGUCAGAUGGCUCAGGAGCAGUUUUUCCUGAUGGCAACUCGGUGUUGUAUGGGCCAUCGACCCCUCCUCUUUUUCAUCACCCUCCUCUUUACUGUGUUGGGGAGUACAGCCAAGGAGCGAGCCAAACAUGCUGGGGACUACUUCACGUUGCUCAGACAUCUGCUGAACUAUGCCUAUAACAGUAACAUCAACCUGCCAAAUGCUGAGGUGCUGCUCAACAAUGAGAUUGACUGGCUGAAGAGGAUAAGGGACGAGGUUAAGAGGACAGGGGAGACUGGUGUGGAGGAGACCAUCCUGGAGGGCCACCUUGGGGUCACCAAAGAACUUCUAGCCUUCCAGACACCAGAGAAGAAGUAUUACAUUGGCUGUGAGAAGGGAGGAGCGAACCUCAUUAAGGAGCUGAUUGAUGACUUCAUUUUCCCAGCAUCUAAUGUUUACCUGCAGUACAUGAAAAGCGGGGAAUUCCCCACCGAGCAAGCCAUCCCAGUGUGCAGCACCCCUGCUUCCAUCAACGCAGGCUUUGAGCUCCUGGUAGCACUGGCUGUCGGCUGUGUUCGCAACCUCAAACAGAUAGUCGACACUCUGACUGACAUGUACUACUUAGGUUGUGAAACAUUGACAGAGUGGGAGUACUUGCCUCCAGUGGGGCCACGGCCAAACAAAGGCUUUGUAGGACUGAAGAACGCUGGGGCCACCUGUUAUAUGAACUCUGUCAUUCAGCAGCUGUACAUGAUCCCUCCCAUCCGCAAUGGCAUCCUGGCCAUCGAGGGCACAGGCACUGAUGUGGACGAUGACAUGUCAGGGGAUGAGAAGCAGGAGAAUGAGAGUAACGUGGAUCCUCGUGAUGAGGUUUUCAGCUACCACCAUCAGUUUGAUGAUAAGCCCUCUAGUAAGUCAGAGGACAGGAAAGAGUACAACAUUGGGGUCCUGCGCCACCUACAGGUCAUCUUUGGCCAUCUGGCUGCGUCCAGACUGCAGUAUUAUGUCCCUAGGGGAUUCUGGAAACAGUUCAGGUUAUGGGGUGAGCCAGUGAACUUGAGAGAGCAACACGAUGCUCUGGAGUUUUUCAACUCUUUGGUGGACAGUCUGGAUGAAGCUCUGAAAGCUCUGGGUCACCCUGCCAUGCUCAGCAAGGUGCUGGGAGGGUCCUUUGCUGACCAGAAGAUCUGUCAGGGAUGCCCCCACAGGUAUGAGUGUGAGGAGUCAUUCACAACACUCAACGUAGACAUCAGAAACCACCAGAACCUGCUGGACUCUAUGGAGCAGUAUGUGAAAGGAGACCUGCUGGAGGGAGCCAACGCCUACCACUGUGAGAAGUGUAAUAAGAAGGUGGACACGGUGAAACGCCUGCUGAUUAAGAAGCUGCCGCCAGUCCUCGCCAUCCAGCUGAAGCGCUUUGACUACGACUGGGAGCGGGAGUGUGCCAUCAAGUUCAACGACUACUUUGAGUUCCCCAGGGAGCUGGACAUGGAGCCGUACACGGUAGCGGGUGUGGCCAAGUUAGAGGGUGAUGAUGUUAAUCCAGAGAACCAGGUGAUCCAACAGAAUGAGCCCUCUGAACCCACGCCCCCAGGCAGCUCCAAGUAUCGCCUGGUGGGAGUGCUGGUCCACUCAGGCCAGGCCAGCGGUGGACACUACUACUCCUACAUAAUCCAAAGGAAUGGGGGUGAUGGUGAGAAGAACCGCUGGUAUAAGUUUGACGAUGGGGACGUGACUGAGUGUAAAAUGGACGAUGAGGAGGAGAUGAAGAAUCAGUGCUUUGGAGGAGAAUACAUGGGCGAGGUGUUCGAUCACAUGAUGAAAAGGAUGUCUUACCGGAGGCAGAAGCGAUGGUGGAAUGCCUACAUCCUAUUCUAUGAGCGUAUGGACUCACUGGACAAGGACAGCGAGCUUGUCAAAUACAUCUCAGAGCUGACCAUCUCCUCCACCAAGCCAAAUCAGGUCAAGAUGCCUGGUGUCAUCGAGUGCAGCGUCCGCAAGCAGAACGUCCAAUUCAUGCACAACAGAAUGCAAUACAGCCUGGAAUAUUUCCAGUUCAUUAAGAAACUUCUGACCUGUAACAGUGUCUAUUUAAACCCUCCUCCAGGACAAGACCAUCUUCUGCCAGAGGCAGAGGAGAUUGCUAUGAUAAGUGCUCAGCUGGCUGCUAGGUUCCUCUUCAGCACAGGUUUCCACACCAAGAAAGUAGUACGGGGUCCUGCCAGUGACUGGUAUGAUGCCCUCUGCAUCCUGCUGAGACACAGUAAGAAUGUACGCUAUUGGUUUGCACACAACGUUCUGUUUGCUUACCCUAACCGGUUCUCCGAGUACCUGCUUGAGUGCCCGAGUGCUGAGGUCCGUGGAGCAUUCGCCAAGCUCAUCGUCUUCAUCGCUCACUUCUCCCUGCAAGAUGGCCCCUGUCCCUCCCCCACCGCCUCGCCUGGACCCUCUACUCAGCAGGGCUGUGAUAACCUCAGUCUAAGUGACCACCUGUUAAGAGCUGUACUCAACCUUCUCAGAAGAGAGGUUUCUGAACACGGCCGUCACCUGCAGCAGUACUUCAACCUCUUUGUCAUGUACGCCAACCUGGGUUUGGCAGAAAAGACUCAGCUGCUGAAACUUAACGUUCCUGCCACUUUCAUGUUGGUCGCUCUGGACGAGGGUCCCGGCCCUCCCAUUAAAUACCAGUAUGCUGAGCUGGGCAAGCUCUACACUGUGGUUUCCCAGCUGGUCCGCUGCUGUGAUGUCUCCUCGCGCAUGCAGUCCUCCAUCAAUGGUAACCCUCCUCUUCCUAACCCGUAUGGGGACACCAACCUGACUGCCCCAGUGAUGCCUGUGCAGCAGCUGGUGGCAGAGAUCCUUUUUGUGCGGACCAGCUACGUGAAGAAGAUCAUUGAAGACUGCAGCAACUCUGAGGAGACUGUGAAGCUGCUUCGCUUCAGCUGCUGGGAGAAUCCUCAGUUCUCCUCCACUGUGCUCAGUGAACUGCUCUGGCAGGUGGCGUACUCCUACACCUAUGAGCUGAGGCCUUACCUGGACUUGCUGCUACAGAUCCUGCUCAUCGAGGACUCGUGGCAGACACAUAGGAUCCACAAUGUGCUGAAGGGAAUUCCAGAUGAUAGAGAUGGUCUUUUUGACACCAUCCAGCGCUCCAAGAACCACUAUCAGAAGCGGGCCUACCAGUGCAUCAAGUGCAUGGUGGCCCUGUUCACCAACUGCUCUGUCGCUUAUCAGAUCCUACAGAGUAAUGGUGACCUGAAGCGAAAGUGGACGUGGGCAGUCGAGUGGUUAGGGGACGAGCUGGAGAGGAGGCCAUACACAGGCAACCCCCAGUACACCUACAACAACUGGUCCCCUCCGGUUCAGAGCAACGAGACCUCCAAUGGAUAUUUCCUGGAGCGUUCGCACAGUGCACGUAUGACACUGGCCAAGGCCUGUGAACUCUGUCCUGAAGAGCUCAAGUGUACUCAGGAAAGCCCAGGGAAGGAGCCGGAUGAACAGGAAGCACCUGAUGAUCAAGACUCCUCCCCACCCGAGGACACGUCUCUGUACCCACAUUCUCCUGGAACCACCCAGUUUCAGCAGAACAACCAUCCUCAUGGUCAGCCGUAUACCGGACCUGCUGCUCAGCACAUGAACAACCCCCAGCGUCCUGGUCCUGCCUCUGCCCCGACUCCCGGCCCGACCCAGACCACCACCCCCACCCCCACUCCAACCCCCGGCCCCGGGCCUGGCCCCAGCCCUGGCCCUGGCCCUAGCCCGGGCCCAGGCCCUGGACCUGGAUCUGGAUCUGGAUCUGGACCCGGAUCUGGACCCAGUCCUGGCCCAGGCCCACGAGCACAAGAGAACUGGGAGAGCACUGAGGAGGUCACCCCUGCCCCCGCUCCAGCCCCUGCCUCCACUACCCCGGCACCUGCCCCGCCUAAGGAGUAACAAUCCCUCCCCUCCUCUGCUGUGCCUCGAGCCUCCAUCGUCUCGCUCUCCUUCCUCUCAUCCUUUUGGUCGACAGAGCUCCUCAUCGGGCCUCUCUCUCUUUCUCUCUCUCUGGGCCCCAGGGCAGGGCAGAGCCGGGCCUCCCACCCCCUCCACCCACUCCAGGGCGCGUCUGUCUCUCUCCCGUCAGCCUGAGGGAGGCGCUCUUCC
This is a messenger RNA of Hippoglossus stenolepis (Pacific halibut), 8935 nucleotides long. RefSeq names its product ubiquitin specific peptidase 9 (gene usp9). The transcript is spliced from 49 exons. Gene Ontology annotation, biological process: protein deubiquitination; cell migration. The record is from RefSeq and is a predicted model, not a curated record. Lineage: Eukaryota; Metazoa; Chordata; Actinopteri; Pleuronectiformes; Pleuronectidae. Gene Ontology annotation, cellular component: cytosol; nucleus. The coding region runs from base 773 to 8725 and encodes 2650 amino acids. Gene Ontology annotation, molecular function: cysteine-type deubiquitinase activity; cysteine-type endopeptidase activity.